This is a messenger RNA of Carassius carassius (crucian carp), 2139 nucleotides long. It is a transcript of the gene mob1ba, whose product is annotated as MOB kinase activator 1Ba. Gene Ontology annotation, cellular component: cytoplasm; nucleus. The transcript has 6 exons. The record is from RefSeq and is a predicted model, not a curated record. Gene Ontology annotation, molecular function: protein kinase activator activity. Lineage: Eukaryota; Metazoa; Chordata; Actinopteri; Cypriniformes; Cyprinidae. Gene Ontology annotation, biological process: positive regulation of protein phosphorylation; hippo signaling. The coding region runs from base 144 to 794 and encodes 216 amino acids.
AGAACUUUUGCACGGGCAGGAUCAGUGUUGUUGUAGUGUGAGUGGAUUAUAAGGCGCAAAUUCUUUGCUUUUUCACCUUCCAGAAGUCAAGAUAACGGACUAGUGUCGAUUUCUCACCUACAGCGCAUUUUCUUCAAGGAGAGAUGAGCUUUUUAUUUGGAAGCCGCUCUUCAAAGACAUUCAAGCCGAAGAAGAACAUUCCCGAGGGCUCACACCAGUAUGAGCUACUGAAGCAUGCAGAGGCCACGCUGGGCAGCGGGAACCUGCGCAUGGCUGUCAUGCUGCCCGAUGGAGAGGACCUCAAUGAAUGGGUGGCAGUCAACACUGUGGACUUCUUUAACCAGAUCAACAUGCUGUAUGGGACUAUCACUGACUUCUGCACUGAGGAAAGCUGCCCGCUAAUGUCUGCUGGACCCAAGUAUGAAUAUCACUGGGCUGAUGGAACCAACAUUAAAAAGCCAAUUAAAUGUUCGGCUCCAAAGUACAUUGAUUACCUGAUGACUUGGGUCCAGGAUCAGCUUGAUGAUGAGACUCUUUUCCCUUCAAAAAUAGGGGUCCCUUUCCCAAAGAACUUUAUGUCAGUGGCCAAGACCAUUUUGAAGAGACUGUUCCGUGUUUACGCUCACAUCUACCAUCAGCACUUUGACUCUGUUAUCCAGCUGCAGGAGGAGGCGCACCUCAACACCUCCUUCAAGCACUUUAUCUUCUUCGUUCAGGAGUUUAAUUUGAUUGACCGGAAGGAACUAGCACCCCUUCAGGAGCUGAUCGAGAAGCUCACGUCCAAGGACAGAUAAAUCUGCUCUUAACAUCAUCUUCUCUCAUUUUUCUGUACAGGCAGUCCAGCUCUGUUCCCUCUAUGUUUGACAAGUGUGUGGGAAUGUUUCCUUCAAUUGUUAGGAAAAGGCUGAAAAACCUCAACCACAGGUCAAGUUCAUAGUGGAAUUAAGCUUCUUUUGAUGUCAUCUCAAACAUGAUCUUCAGUAAGUGCCUGAUAUGUCCACUUUCAAAAUUGCUACUUUGUAUAAAAGUGCUACCACUGCUAUAAAACGUAUGAUUAUGCUUUUACUUUUUUUUUUUUUUUUUACUUUUUAGGAGUACAUUGAUUAUUAUUAGUGGUAUGUUAGCUUUUUUCCUCGUAAUGUAUUUAUUUAGAAGUGCAUAGUGCAUUAAAAAAAUACUGAAUGAAGCAUUCAGAGAUGAAGAUGUCUUGGCUUCUCUUAAGUACUCAUUUUAACUGCCCCGUGUCUCAUGACAUGUUUGGGAUUUAUCCGUUAUCCAUUUCAAAAGAAGAACUGCUUUGUUCACUUCAGAUUUUAUCCAGUCCUUAAUGAAUCUUUCCUAAUUGUAACACAUUUCAGUCAUCACCGAAGAGCACUGGGCCCACAGUUCGCCUGCCAAUGCUAUUAAACCACUACAUUACAUUUGAAUAAGUACUAAUGUUGAUGAGGCAGAUUCUUCCCCAGACGUCAGGGCUUUGUCUGUUAGAAGCUGGGAUGAAAUGAGCUGACUAUGCAAGAUCGGUAUGUCCUAUCUGAUCUAAUUUUUUCAUACACUAUAAAACACAAGGGUUUUGCAUUCAUCUAUUCACAGAUGUGGAAACCACGGGCACCUUUUUAAGCGAAUAACAACAAUAAAUCUAAUGGGAAAGAUACAUUUUCCUCUAGAUCUUAAUUAAUCUGCCCCAGUCUGUAUUAGUAUUUCAAAGAUCCAGAACUUUGAUUUGAAACACAGGCUAUUUUAUGAGGAGGUGAAUGCAAGUUGUGUAAAAUCUAUGAUUCAAACUUGAUGCUUGUUUAAUAACACUUAUAUUGCUGUCAAAAUAGUUGGUGGUCCUCGGUAUAAUUUAAGCAGCACAUAUGUUUGGUCUUUAUGAAGAAACCCCAUGAAUGUUUAUUUUUCUGAAUGUUACAGAAGAAUUUUAUUCUGAAUAACACAUGCUGAAAAUGUUUCUCAGAGAUUUUCACAUCACUUUAUGAGACUGAUUAUAAACAAAUGUACUAAACAUUUUUGAUGGCAAGUUGUAAAUACUGUAAACCGAGAAGGUGUGCAAUUGGAAUAACACGAGAUGUGUAACUUGCUGAACUUUUAUGGUACAAUGCUGAAUACUGUUUAUAGGAUAAUAAACCUGUUUGAACAAAA